Molecule: messenger RNA, 1302 nt
Organism: Blastomyces gilchristii SLH14081
Lineage: Eukaryota; Fungi; Ascomycota; Eurotiomycetes; Onygenales; Ajellomycetaceae
Exons: 4
Coding region: 1-1302 (433 amino acids)
Molecular function (GO): protein binding
Source: RefSeq, a predicted model, not a curated record
AUGACGCUCAAAGACCUUCUCAAGAAGAAAGACAAAAAAAUAAAAGACGACGACUCCCAACACCCUCAGCAACAGCAGCGCCAGCAACAGCGCUAUUACCAGCAAGAAGCUUUCCCUCCUCCGCCUCUUUCUCCUCCUCCCGAAUUUAAAUUCUUCCGCUCAGACACAUUCACAACCGAACCUAUCCAACCCCCCGGGGCCCAACACCACUCGCACCCCGAGUCCCAGGCUCAAUCGCAAUCGCAAUCGCAAUCCCCUCCACUUUCAAACCCCUCCACAUCGUCGCAAAGUCCUUUCUCCCGCUUGCGCCGCUUCUCCAAUGCCUCUUCCGCCGGGAGCCGCGAGCACUCGCCCGGCCAUGAGUUAUCACCCUCGCGCGGCGAGAAGGGCGAGCGCCGUCUUUCCCAGCGCCUGCACCUGAACCGUUCUUCGCGCUCCACUAGCACCUCCUCUGUCAAUCUUCCAGCGAAUCUCCCACAAAUCGCGCCGGACACGGGCGAUGCGCAGGAGCGUGAGGCUCAGUGGGAGAAGAGAGCGACGAUAAUGGUACAGGGUGGCUUGAAUGCAGCUGCUGGCAUGCCACCUCCUAGCCCGAGAGGGGUUAUUGAGCAGCAGAAAGAGGGUGAUGAGAAUAUCCAAGAAGCGAUUCGACUACAUGAAAAUGGACAGCUCGUGGAAUCAACUCAGAUGUUCGGCAGACUGGCUGAUCCCAAUGGUGCAAAUAAUCCAUUGAGCCAAGUACUCUAUGGCCUCGCUCUCCGACAUGGAUGGGGAUGCACACCCGAUCCUGACAAAGCCAUCACCUACCUAUCCGCUGCGGCAUCCAACUCUGCCUCGAUCGAGGCUGAAGCUCUGCGUGCGGGUAUGAAGAAAGGAGGCGCUGCUAAGGGCGAGUUGGUGCUUGCCAUGUAUGAAUUGGCCAAUUGUUUCCGUAAUGGUUGGGGAGUAGCCAAAGAUCCCGUCGCAGCCAGACAUUAUUACGAGACUGCAGCGAAUCUAGGAGAUACGGAUGCCAUGAAUGAGGCAGCCUGGUGUUUCUUGGAGGGAUUUGGAGGGAAAAAAGAUAGGGUAGGUCAAAAUAACGAAGAGAGAGACGAAUUCCUAUUCGUCGCACGAGCGUUUUCUUUCUCGAAUUUCAUUCCUCUAAAAUUUUCAUUCCGCUGUCGAGAUGGUUGGUUACAAGGGGGAUCUGAAUAUCAUAACCAUUCAACCCCAUUCAAACAGCCCAGACUGAGAAACCUGUUGAGGCUGAAUCCAUCUUGCGUUCACGCUCCACCCACUGGCUCAGUGUGCCUUGCAUAG